GCUGGCAUCCUAUGCAUGAUCUCCAAACGAGUAUGUCAGAUCGAAAGUGGUGGGCACGGGCACGUUCAUGCACAAUGGCAAGAAACUCACAGGCUCGAUUUUGUGUGCUGUCGACAAGUUCAUGCUGAUCUCACCGCCAAACAGGCGCUGGACACCACCCACACAGCAGACGUAUGCCAACAGCUGGACCUACAGGCAGAGGUCUGCAAGAGGACCUACAGUCCAGGGUGGAACAACUGCCUGAUUCUGAUAAUCCUCUUGGGGCCUUUCAAUAUCAUGAACGACGUCUACGGGAGCUGCCUCUGGAUGGUUGGGAACCCACCACAUUGCUGCAGGCAAGGAAGGCCAAGAUGCAGAAAGUCUUUGACCAGGCUGAUGCUGCCGAGCGUGCCAAAGAUCAUUUCAGAUUGUAUCAAGCAGCGGCAGACAUGCUACAGAGGUGGUUUGCUGACCUAUACAAUGUUGCCGCGAGAGUGGAGUGAUGCCUUUUUGACCUUAUUGCCCAAACCGGGUGGCGUCGGAGGAAUCUUGGUGGCUUCUUCAAAUGGUACCACAAUAUGCCUACCUCCCCAGGAGCACAGCAGCCUGAGUUGUACGGUGGGCUCAUUUUAUCGUUGGACCUUUCCAAGGCCUUCGAUCAAGUGGAUCGGGCGCGCUUGUUUCAGGGACUUUCAGAAGUGCAAGUAUCUUCUGACCUCAUUGCACUCUUGA
Molecule: messenger RNA, 711 nt
Organism: Cladocopium goreaui
Lineage: Eukaryota; Dinophyceae; Suessiales; Symbiodiniaceae
Source: the annotation of a GenBank genome assembly